AUGUCACCACCUAGGAGUAAAGCGUGGAAUUGCUUCAAAAAGAUAAAUGGUUCAGAAUCAAUUUGUAAAGUUUGCUCAAAUAUUGUUAAAUACUCAGGAAAUACGUCUAAUCUUUUUAAACAUCUAAAGAAACAUUCUAAUCUACCAUUAACAGCUACAACUGUAGAUAAUGUGACUGUUGAAAUCGAUUCAUCACAGGCAAUACUUAAUCGCCAUCUAUCUGAACUGAUUGAACCUUCAACAUCAACAUCCAGUGAUACUUCUACUAAUUUAUCGAGUGAGAUCGCAUCAAGUCACACACUUGAGGAAGAAAUGGUUGAUUCUCCUUUGCCAGCCAGACUUGUGGUGAAACGACCAAUAGUGGAAUCAUUUAAUAGAGCCAGUCAUUUCCAAGAAGGAGGGUAUCGUCAUUCAAAGAUUACAAUGUCUUUGUUGUAUUUUAUUUGUAAGGACAAAAGACCAUUUCACGUAAUAGAUGGAAAAGGAUUCCAACAUCUCCUUAAAGAGUUAUCUCCAUCAUACAAAAUUCCUUGCGCUACAACAUUAGAACAACUUUUGGACAAUAAGUAUGAUGUGAUGAAGCAAUCUCUCAAAGUAAGACUAUCAGUUGUUUUGCAUGUAUCAUUAACAUUCGAUGUAUGGACCGAAACCAUGGAAGAAAAGAGUUUUUUAGGAAUAACAAUUCAUUUUUUGGAAAAAACUCUUGAAUUCAUUUUGUCUAUCGAAGACUGGGAAAUAGAGAAGGAUAAUGUGGUAACCAUAGUAACAGACAAUGGUUCCAAUAUGGUCUCAGCAGAAAACAAGACUUUUACAAAAAUUGAUGGUAAAAGUCGACACAUACCAUGUUUUGCACAUACGAUUAACUUAGUGGUAGAAGUAGCAGUUAAUCAUUCAAGUGUGAAUAAUUUGAUAUCUAUGGUACGUGAAAUAGUCAAGUGGGUGAAGAGAAGUGUAAAAAAUAGUGAUUGUUUAAGAAAGUCUCAAAUGGACACUGGAAUACCAGAAGGUUCUGUUAUAAAAUGA
Messenger RNA from Macrosiphum euphorbiae (potato aphid), 1023 nucleotides. The record is from the annotation of a GenBank genome assembly. Lineage: Eukaryota; Metazoa; Arthropoda; Insecta; Hemiptera; Aphididae.